This is a messenger RNA of Lytechinus pictus (painted urchin), 4345 nucleotides long. Its product is annotated as U3 small nucleolar RNA-associated protein 14 homolog A-like. Gene Ontology annotation, biological process: rRNA processing. Lineage: Eukaryota; Metazoa; Echinodermata; Echinoidea; Temnopleuroida; Toxopneustidae. Gene Ontology annotation, cellular component: nucleolus; small-subunit processome. Bases 686 to 3085 code for a protein of 799 amino acids. The record is from RefSeq and is a predicted model, not a curated record. The transcript is spliced from 13 exons.
ACCAUCAUCCAUCCACAACCACAACACGCUCAACAAACGAGAAACACUUCAAUCCUCACUCGUGAACAACAAAAUAAAAAUUUAAAUUAAAAAAAAGAGUGUAAUGGAAAUACAAUACCUGCCAACAAUGUCUUGGCACGUGGAUCGGAACUCAUGUUUUAAAAUGAACACCAACUGACAUUUUGUAGAUAGCUAAAUACUUAAUAAAUAACGAUUUUUACGUCCAAAAACUAGCAGCAAUGAGUACCGCAGUCGAGAAAAGCUGACAAUCUUUCUCUGGAUCUUCCUGCGAAAGGUCAAGUCGAGGUCACACAUCGCUUGACCUAACACUGCCAUCAAAACUCAUAAUUUCUGUAUUUAUAGUUUUCAAAAGUCUUUAAAUAAUCUUCAUCAGAAUUAAUUUACAUUCAGUACCAUAUUAUUGAUCAAAAUAAUUUCCUUCGUGACAAGAAAUUCAACAUUUUUUGGCCGAACCGAUCCUCGUACACAACUAACACGUGCCUCGCAUCAGAACUGGGUGGUGGAGAGCGUGUUCGUUUUGGGGAGCGAAUGUUCACGGGGAGCUAGCGGGUGGGUUUUGCGGUGGUAUCGUUACAACUUGACUGCUGCCGUGGAGAAAGCUUGUUUGAAGUCUUUGAUUCGACCAUACUUUAAGGUGUGAAGGACAGGAACAUCGUCAUUUGUCAUGGAUGUUUUGCUGAGCCUUCAAGCUUCUGGUGUUGAAAGGGAAAAUGACGACGAUGAUGAUUCACACUCUAACAUCAGUGCAAGUGAAGAUGAGGGUGAUUUGGAGGAUGAAUCAAGACAUUCUAAACUCUUGGAAGCCAUUGGCUCCAUGGAAACCAAGAAAAGGUCAAAGGUCAAGCAAAGGUCCGAAGCAAGUGCAGAUGUUUCAGAGUAUCAGCUGAAUACUAAAGAUGUUCAAGGGAAAGGAAUUUGGAUCCAUGAUCUUAUGGGAUCUUUGAAGAACACCCCAUCCCACUCCGCGCUGAAGAAACAGAUGAACAAUGUGAACAAACGGAAGACACUCCCUACUCCCUUACAUCAGCAUGAAGCAGAGAAGAUCCAGCGGACGAUGGCCUAUGAAGGGGUCAGCAAGGAGGUCUCUAAAUGGGACCAAGUGGUACAGACCAAUCGUAAGGCAGAGCAUCUGUCCUUUCCUCUCAACCAAAAGGUCGUUGGACUUCCAACCACUGACCAGUUCGUCAAGAAGUUUAAGCCAAGCACACCGUUGGAGCAGGAAGUCUACAAAAUAUUGCAUGGGAGUAAGUUUGCAGAGAGACCCAACAAACAACUCUCUCAGGCUGAAGAAGAGGCCAUCAAAGCAAUGAGCUUGUCUGAGGCUCGUGAACGGAGAGCGGAGCUACAGAAACACAGAGCUCUUAUGUCAUUCUACGAAGCUAAGUGCAGGAGACAUAAAAAGAUCAAGAGUAAAAAGUACCACCGUAUAGAGAGGAAAAGCAAGGCAAGGCAGGAGUCAAAGAAGAUGGAAAAACUGAUGGAAGAUGACCCAGAGGCUGCCAAAGAGGCAAUGGAGAAACUAGAAAAAGCAAGGGCUACGGAGAGAAUGAGUCUGAAGCACCGGAACACAGGAAAAUGGGCAAAGACUAUGAUGAGAUAUGGGAAGCACAACAUAUCGGCGAGGCAAGAGCUUGCUGAGCAGCUUCAGAAGAGCCAUGAAUUAACUGAGAAGAUUGCCGAGGUGAAUGAAGACAAGACUGAAGAGACGAAUGAAGUGGAGGAAGAGGAGGAGGACACUGUUCAACCUUCGCUUAGCGAUAUCAACAACCCUUGGUUCACUGGCAAGGUGGUCAGCAAGGGAGGAGACAAAGCAGAAGAGGGGGAGAGGGAAGUGGAACAGUUUGUAGCCUUGGAAGAAGUACAGGCAAAGAGAGAUGAUGAUGAUGGAUCGGAUGAAGAGGAGAGUGGAGCAGAUGAUGAGGAGGAUGAGAUCGAAAAGGACCACAAGAUGUUGAAGAUGAUACAGGAGGAGAGGAGAAAAUGGGAGAAUGACGCUGACGAUGAUGACGAGGAGGAUGACGAAGAGGAGGGAGACGAGAAGGUGACCCAAGCUGAUGAAGUUGAGGUGGUGAAGAAAGGGAAGAAGAGCAAAGGGGUUGCAAAACAAGAACGGACUAAGUCAAGGAAAGCCGACAAGAAGGGAAAGCAGAAAAAAGUCAAGGUCAUUGAAGUGGAUGUUGAGGAGGAGGAUGAUAAAGAAGAAGAUGAUGAUGCAGAGGCGUCCCAACUGGAGGAAGGCGUUGAUAGACGUCAGACACACUCCUCCCUCGACGAUCAAGACUGGCUCCAUAGACUGGAGGAGCAGAAAAAACAGUUGCCACAGAAGCCAUCCGAUGAUGUUGUCCAAGGUGACAACAGUGUGGAGAAGGAGGAAGACACAAAGAAAUCCACAGGCAUUGUUGAUCCAAGCAAAGUCUUUGUGGUGAAGCCGAAGGAUAUGUUGAAGUCUGCAAUGCCGGUGCUGGUGGAACAAGGGGAUGAUGGAGGAAUGGACCACCGCAUGAACAUCAUGCAAGCAUUUGAAGACGAUGAUGUAGUGGAAGAGUUCAAGGAAGAAAAGAAAGCAAAAGUUGAGAAGGACAAACCAAAGGACAUUGACCUUACUCUUCCAGGAUGGGGAGACUGGGGAGGAACGGGUGUAGAGACAUCAAAGAAGAAACGGAAAAGGUUUAUUAUAAAGGCCAAACCUCAAGCCCCAAGACAAGAUGCCCAAUUAGCUCAUGUGAUCAUCAACGAGGAUAGGGAUAAGAAGAUUGCUAUACAUCAGGUGAAUAGCCUUCCGUUCCCCUUCACCAGCACCGAGCAGUUUGAGAGGAGCAUCCGAGCCCCCGUCGGCAGUACCUGGAACACCCCCUCUGCCGUCAAGGCCCUGACCACGCCCAAGGUCAGCACCAAGAUAGGCACCAUCAUCCGACCAAUCAAGGCCGAGGAGGCCUUCAAAGAGAAGAACAGGAAAAGGAAGAGCAUGGAGGAGAUGAGGAAGAAGAGGAAUGGACAAAGACCAGAUAUUGUAUUUGAUGAGGGGAGUAAAAAGAAGAUGAGAAAGGGCAAGGGAAAGGGAUGAAUGAACUCAUCUCUCUUGCAAUUAAAUGUUAUUACUCUUUGCCUUGUGAACGAGGAUGACAAAACCCUGUGAUUUAUUUGACAAUCUCCUUUCAGGGGGGAAGUUCCAGAAAUAGGAAAGUGCCAACGUGCAUAUGAUAUGUAACAUGCAAGUUCAUGAUUAAUAUGCAGGAAAAGCGUCACAUGGGCAUGAUCUGAUCAUGCGGUGGUGUUUAGUAGUUACCACAUACAAUUGGCAUCUAAUUUUUAUUUUGCAUCAGAAUCCUCUGUGAAACACCCCUGAUCGAUCGGGGUCAAAAGUGAAUGGAGCAAAAUCUUUAACAAAUUUAUUCCGUCUUACACUUAAAGAGGAACAAAAAGCGGAAGAAAUGGAAUGCCCAUCGAUAGGAUUUUAUAAUUUGCCGCCUUGUGAGUUUUCAGUGACAACAAAUUAAAUGAAUUCUUUCUUGAAAAAUGUCCUAAAGAAUUUUAUUUUGCCAUUGUUCUCAUUUGUUAAAAGUGUUAUGGGAGAGGGCCUUGACUACUCAUGAAGUACUUACAUCUAGGGCCAGUUCAGUUGCAGAAAGAGUUACAAUCAAAUGCAACUCCAAAUAUCAAACACAACUUGAUUUUUAACCAAUUGUAAGCAUGCAUUAGGACUUGCAUGAUCUUUUACUCUCAAUAAAAUAUAACCUUUUCUGCACUGGAGCCACUGUUUCUUGACUAAAACUCAUCAAGGUUAAAGCUGUGGUAAAAGUCUGAUCAUGUGAAUUAUGUCCAAUUAUAAUUGUAACAUUACAAUCUUUAAUGAGUUUUGUUUCAUCCACUGAUUGUUUGAUAAUUUGAAUUUUUACAAUUGAAAAGAUUCAGAUUAAUUGCCUUCUCUCUUUUGAAUAAUAAAAAGAAAACUAAUCAAGCCUAAUGCUGAAAUUUCAUCAAAAUCAGAUGGAAACAGAAUUCAGUCUUAUCACAAUUUUCAUUUUUGAAGACCAAAUUACUUUUUCUGCUAAUUACAAAUAACCUUGUCUUGCGGCUUUUUUUUUCUGCAGAUGGUCACAUUUUAUCUCUUGUUUGUAUUAUCUUUUUAAUCUUCCUUCUUUCCAGGCGUCAAGGCUCAUUGAAACAAAUAUCAUUUUUCAAAUGUUUUAGGACAAAUGAACACCAAAUACCACACAGUAGCUUGGUAUAAUAAGUACUGAAAACAGAUUUUAUUUAUCUUGUUUAUUGUAUGUUGAUUGAUAAAUGGUAGGAUCAAUGAAAAUAAAUAUACUUUAUUUACAAA